AUGUUGGCAUCAAGACGCAGCACCCGUCAGGCGCGGCAAGUUGUCUUGGCGGUCAGUGUUUUUGUCCUCAUCUACCUCUUCCUCCUACGCAGCAGCCCCUCGGUCGAUCAUGAGGCGGCCUUCCUGCGGCAUCACAUGAACGCCGACCCGCCAGAGCACACUCUCGUCGAGAGCUCCUUCGACUGGUCCUCGGUCAAGUUCGCCCAUGUGCCGCCACCCCUCGACCCGCCGGCGCCGCCGCUGCAGACGCGCCGCUCGCCCAAGAUGCCGCGCAUCCAGCACGUCUUCACCGACGACGACGACGAGGAGACGCAGGCCGCCGCCAUGCUGCGCGAGAGCCGGCGGCGCAAGGUCCGUGACGUCUUGGCGCGCGACUGGCAGAGCUACCGCGCGCACGCCUGGCUCCAGCCGAGUUGCAACGCGGCGCUGCUGGACACGGCGUGGGCCAUGUUUGAGACUGUCGCUAACGGGACGGCUGCCGGGUUUGGUCACGGGGCUGUCAAGGAAGUUACGGUGCCGCAGGACGAGCUUGUGCGGGAGGAUUACAUGGAGGGCUUUUGGCUGGCUGAGACGCUCAAGUACUUCUACCUUGUCUUGUCGCCGCCGGAUGUUAUCAGCUUGGAUGAGUUUGUGCUCAACACUGAGGCCCACCCUUUGCGGAUGCCGAGCUGA
Messenger RNA from Verticillium dahliae VdLs.17, 672 nucleotides. RefSeq lists its product as uncharacterized. The transcript is spliced from 2 exons. Gene Ontology annotation, biological process: N-glycan processing; carbohydrate metabolic process. Gene Ontology annotation, molecular function: calcium ion binding; mannosyl-oligosaccharide 1,2-alpha-mannosidase activity. The record is from RefSeq and is a predicted model, not a curated record. The coding region runs from base 1 to 672 and encodes 223 amino acids. NCBI's taxonomy places the organism in Eukaryota, Fungi, Ascomycota, Sordariomycetes, Glomerellales, Plectosphaerellaceae. Gene Ontology annotation, cellular component: Golgi membrane; endoplasmic reticulum.